CAUGCCGAGGCUGGGACAGGCGGAGCAGCUGCCGGGGCUGGGACCGGCGGCGAGGAGGCGAAAUGGAGCUGGCUGUGCUCUUGGCAGCGCUCCUGGGACUCCUCAUUGUCAAGGCUCUUUUGUUUCAGCGGAGAAACCCGAGCUCCCCUCCUUGCAUCAGGAGCUGGAUCCCUUGGUUUGGAGCUGCGUUUCAGUUCGGGAAAGCUCCUCUGGAGUACAUAGAGCAAGCCAGAAAGAAGCUGCCUGGUGAGAGUUUUGCAGCAGUCUGGAAUGGGCACUUCCCUGUGGCCCCUAAGUCUUGGGCAUCUUGUCCUUGCAGGCAAGUCAUGUAUCCAGCGGUGGUGAACACCCUGUUUGGGAGGGGCAUCUGCCCAACCAGUCCGAGUGAAAUCAAGGAGUUUGAAGAGCAUUUUCAGAAGUAUGAUGAGGACUUUGAAUAUGCUUCUCAGAUGCCUGAGUGCUUCCUGAGGAACUGGUCUAAAUCCAAAAAAUGGCUUCUAAAAUUAUUUGAGAAAGUAGUGUUGGAUGCUGAAAGGACCAACCCUUCAGAGACUGCAUCCAAGACACUUCUACACCAUCUCCUGGAUAACUUGCAGGGAAAACAUCUCGCUCCCAAUUAUGGUCUCCUGAUGCUCUGGGCUGCCCAAGCAAAUGCUGUGCCCGUUGCAUUUUGGACCCUUGCUUUUAUACUCUCUAAUCCUGCCAUUUACAAGAAAGUAAUAGAAGACCUGGCUUCUGUUUUUGGCAAAGCAGGUAAAGAUAAACUGGAAGUCUCUGAGGAGGAUCUGAAGAAGAUCCCUUUCAUUAAAUGGUGCACUUUGGAAGCCAUACGGUUGAGGUCUCCAGGUGCAAUCACCAAGAAAGUCAUAAACCCAAUUAGAAUUAAGAAUUUCAUCAUCCCUACAGGUGACAUGCUGAUGUUGUCACCAUAUUGGUUGCACCGGAAUCCAAAAUAUUUUCCUGACCCAGAAAUGUUCAAACCUGAUCGUUGGAAAGAGGCAAAUUUAGAGAAGAAUGCUUUCUUGGACAGCUUUGUGGCAUUCGGAGGAGGGAAGCAUCAGUGUCCAGGAAGGUGGUUUGCAAUCAUGGAGAUCCAGCUGUUCGUUGUGCUGUUCCUGCACAAGUAUGAAUUUGUGCUGUUGGAUGCAGUGCCAAAGGAGAGCCCUUUACAUUUGGUGGGGACGCAGCAACCCAUGGCACCAUUACGUGUGCGGUACAAAUGCCGGGAAUGAAAGUUGUGCAGCACUGACCUUUCUUUGCCAGCCCACGCUGGAUGGAUGAACCACUGAGCUGCUUCCCAAGCCCACAUCUUCAGACAGGUUCUCUGCCUGCAGAGUUCUUGAUUUCAGCUUUCAAUGCUGUACACUGUGCUGUGCCAAGCCAGUGCAGUUGUACCUGUGCUCCCCCCUGGCUGCCCACCUCCCAGUGCUUCAAUCCAAGCUCCCCUCUUGCAUUCAUAAUUUGUGGGUCAGUUAUUCACAGACUUUGCAAAUCUGAUAUACUAAACUCGCCAACCAAACAUUCAGGACAAAAAGCUGCAGUGUCUGGAAAUCCUGUGUGGAAGCUGUGCCAGAACCAGUGGAGAAGCAGGUCCCUUGGGCCAAGUCACUGCUUCCUGCAGGGUGCUUUAAACCAAGGCCAAAAUGGUGCCUUAUGCUAAGAAAUCACAUUGGUAACAACAAACAGCUCCCUGAUGCUGGUGUGCACAAAAUCCAGGACAGUCUGAGCAGAGACCUCUGGAUCAGCUCUACAUCCUGAUAAACCGUGGUGACUUGUGUGUCACUGCCUGUGUGGGCAAGUGAAAGUCUGGCCUGCUCUGCCUACAACCAGUGCCAACUUCUUGCAAAUAAAAUGACUUUGUAAUGGAAAAAUUGCAAGUGUUUGGGAUCUUGUUCCACUGGAGCACCUAAAAUUUCUACUGAGCUUUAUUUUGCUUCACAGGAUUCAGAAUUGGUCCUUGCAUGAAUUUGCAAUAGAAGUUUGACCAUGAUGUUUGGCUUCCAAUAAAUAGUGACUGCAAGGAAA
Messenger RNA from Sturnus vulgaris (Common starling), 2025 nucleotides. Lineage: Eukaryota; Metazoa; Chordata; Aves; Passeriformes; Sturnidae. The record is from RefSeq and is a predicted model, not a curated record.